Messenger RNA from Porites evermanni, 774 nucleotides. The record is from the annotation of a GenBank genome assembly. NCBI's taxonomy places the organism in Eukaryota, Metazoa, Cnidaria, Anthozoa, Scleractinia, Poritidae.
CAGCGAUCUAUGCUGGGUUUCCCUGGUAUUCCAGGAUCAAAUGGUUUGCCGGGAGUGCCGGGCGUUCCGGGGCCACACGGACCCCAGGGAAGGGAAGGUGUAAAAGGACAAAUUGGUGAUAAAGGAUCACAAGGAAUGCCGGGUCCAAGAGGAGACAGAGGGCGCGAAGGGCCCCCUGGGAAGAGUGGACCCCGAGGAACAAAGGGAAUGAAAGGUCAACAGGGACUUCUGGGAAUGAAAGGACAGCGAGGCAUUGUGGGAAAUUCAGGAAGAAAAGCAGACAAAGGAGAGAAAGGAAAAAGCGCCAAAGCAAGUCAAGCCAGUGUAGUACCACAAACCAACUGGAAACAAUGUGUCUGGGAAUCAGAGAGCGGUACUGAUAACGGAAAGAUUAAGGUAAUUAGAAAAAGAAUCAUAACAAACUCCAAAGGAAAGUAAUUCCUCUCUAAAUCAAAAUAUUUCAAAGAGGAACGUCUCCCUUCUCACUCACCGUUUGCUAACACAUUACAUAAAUAACUUAGUUACAUUUCUCUCUACUUUGGAAAAGGAAAACCAUCGUGCGUGAUGAAAUGAUUCCUGGUCAUGUGGAUAAGGACAACAAAAAAUGAAGCUCUUACGGAGUUUUUUUCGAAAUAAGGAAGUAAUCUUGACUGGAGUUGUUCGUAUCAAUCAUCACACGCGGUUGCUUGCCUUACUACAAUAUGUUUGAUUUGUUUGAUUUUAUUCCAGGACUGUGCGUUUAACAAACUGCAGUCUAAUUCAGCGCUCAGAGUC